AUGGCUACCGAGGACACCAACCGCAAGUCUAGUGCUACUGUUGUUGCUGCUGUCCCGUACGUGUUCUUGCCUUUUCUGUUAGAGGUCCUGUCACAGUUUCUUGUUCUACUCUUUGCUCUAGAUAUGUUCGGUCACCUGACAGUGAAAAGUGAUGUUUACAGCUUUCGUGUUAUUGUUCUUGAGAUCCUCACUGGAAGACGAGCUGUGGACAAGACCAGGCCUAGUAGGGAGCACCACCUAGUCCAGCACAUGCGGUCAUGGCUCAAAGACCUAGAAAAUCUAGGAAAAAUCAUGGACCCUGCUUUGGAGGAGUUUUCUCCCGUUCUGUCAUGGUCAACCCGGCUGAACAUCGCGGUGGGCGCCGCCAAGGGCCUCGCCUUCCUUCACGACGCGGAGAAGCCCGUCAUAUAUCGCGACUUCAAGGCAUCCAACAUCUUACUCAAUCCAUACUACAAGGCGAAGCUAUCUGAUUUUGGCCUUGCGAAGGAUGGACCGGAAGGCGACGAAACCCAUGUCUCAACACGUGUCAUGGGCGCCCAUGGCUACGCCGCACCAGAGUACAUCCUAACCGGUCACUUGACAACGAAAAGCGAUGUUUACAACUUUGGUGUCGUUCUUCCGGAGAUCCUCGCUAGAAGACAGACAGUGGACAAGACCAGGCCUAGUAGGGAGCAUCACCUAGUCCAGCACAUGCGGUCGUGGCUCAAAGACCCAGAAAAACUAGGAAAAAUCAUGGACCCUGCUUUGGAGGGUAAGUAUGCCACCACGGGGACUCAUAAGGCAGCCCUGGUGGCAUACCAGUGCCUGAGUGACAGCCCAAAGAGCUGGCCAGACAUGUCGAAGGUCGUGGAGGACCUAGAACUGUUGAUCAACCUCGUGGAUGAUGUUCCCAGUGAGGCGGUGAUGCAUGUAGCUUCACAAGAUGACACUAGGAAGGAAAGAACAAGAAGAAGAAAUGGAGAGAGGGAGAGCAAUAACGAGGGUCACCGGAAUAAAGCCAGGCCUCCGAAGAAGACCGUUAGAGGGAGGGGGAACCAAAGCGAGGAGCUUUGGGAGCGGAACAUGCCUGGAGAAGGGAAGAUCUAG
Molecule: messenger RNA, 1086 nt
Organism: Triticum aestivum (bread wheat)
Lineage: Eukaryota; Viridiplantae; Streptophyta; Magnoliopsida; Poales; Poaceae
Product: serine/threonine-protein kinase RIPK-like
Exons: 6
Coding region: 1-1086 (361 amino acids)
Biological process (GO): protein phosphorylation
Molecular function (GO): protein kinase activity; ATP binding
Source: RefSeq, a predicted model, not a curated record